Sinocyclocheilus rhinocerous is the source of this 921-nucleotide messenger RNA. Its product is annotated as neuroglobin. The transcript has 5 exons. The record is from RefSeq and is a predicted model, not a curated record. NCBI's taxonomy places the organism in Eukaryota, Metazoa, Chordata, Actinopteri, Cypriniformes, Cyprinidae. Bases 232 to 711 code for a protein of 159 amino acids. Gene Ontology annotation, molecular function: oxygen binding; heme binding.
CAUAUUCGCAGUGAACAAACAGAAAUCCUAAUGCCAGAGAAAGACAGACGAAGCCAGUGAGAGAAGAAGGUCACCUCUAGAGCAGUGAAGGAACGGGGGGUCAUACCUGAAGACUGAACUCUGGAAGUCUGGAAAUGGGAAUUCGGGAGGUCCUACUUUAAACGGAAGAAGACAUUUUGAUGCCAAACCAUUGAAAGACGACCAGGGAACACAGCAUUACUGAGAGUCACAAUGGAGAAACUCUCUGAAAAAGAUAAAGGUCUGAUCCGGGACAGCUGGGAGAGUCUGGGGAAGAACAAGGUGCCACAUGGAAUUGUUAUGUUCACGAGGUUAUUUGAGCUGGAUCCAGCACUGCUUACUCUCUUCAGCUACAGCACAAACUGUGGGGAUGCACCUGAAUGUCUCUCCAGCCCAGAGUUCCUCGAGCACGUCACCAAGGUGAUGUUAGUGAUUGAUGCAGCUGUGAGCCAUCUUGAUGACCUACAUACAUUGGAGGACUUCUUGUUGAACCUGGGCAGGAAGCACCAGGCAGUUGGGGUGAAGACUCAGUCCUUUACUAUGGUUGGAGAGUCCCUGCUCUAUAUGCUUCAGUCCAGCCUGGGUCCAGCUUACACGACACCGCUGCGCCAGGCUUGGCUCAAUAUGUACAGCAUCGUGGUAUCAGCCAUGACCAGAGGCUGGGCCAAGAAUGGCGAACAUAAGUCCAACUGAGAAGGAGGUAGAUGUGAGAUUCACACUGGAACACCCUUGAGGUCACAAACUAACUUCUCAAAAAUCCUUUCAAAGAGUGAGGGGCUUGGAUAUGGGACCACCAUUGGGAAAAUCAGUUCAGCUGAGUUGUAUUUUGGCUCACUGAACAGUCCUAACUUUGGUAGCUUGGUCUAACUGCAGACUGAGAUUGUUGAUAACGAAGCCUAUGAG